CUUACUCCAACCAAAGAAUUACACCAACCAUCGUUGAGUCCAGGAACAGUCCAUGGCCACGUUGUCUGGUGCCUGCAAAACAAUGAGGAAUAACAGCUUGUCUUGGGGAAUACUGAAUGAAGUAUGAAAUGUUAUUGAUGGAGGAAUGGCAGCAGCUUGAACUGAAUUCAUAAAUGUCUCUUGGCUUUAUUACCCACUUUAUCAGCCUCAGUUAUAUCUUCUUGUUCCAAGUGCACACAUGGCACUUGAUCUUCACGUGUCACUUGCAUGUUGCUAAUCUGAAUGUGAGGGCAACGGCUUUCUCUGCAACGUUCUUAUUGCUACCACCCUUCUGAAUGACAACAAUCAUUAUACAGAGCAUCUAACUCAUGAAGGAAGAGGGUCCGCUGCGACGUAGGUUUUCUUCAUGUGCUGGGGUUUCGCUUCCUCCACGAGGUGAUGGUCGAAAACUUGUCCGGAAUGCUUCAUUCGGAGGAUACAACGAAUUUUCACCAGUCUUUCGAGGUUUUGACAGAGGGAAAGAUGAUGCUUCACAAAGUAAAGAUGAUUCUCCACAGUCAAUGUCAAAAAGCAAGUCAGAAUCUAAGCUUUAUAAUGGAUCAGAGAAAGACAUUACCACUGCUUCCUCCACCACUUCCUCAACUACCAAGCUCACAAAGAAGGAGUCCCUUAAGGUUCAAAAGAAAAAUUACAGGGAAGAAAAGAAAAGAGCCACAAAAGAAUUACUUAGCACAAUCACAGACCCAUCGGUCAUUGUUAUGGCCGACUGGCUGAAGAUUCGUGGCACCCUGAAAAGCUGGACCAAACUUUGGUGUGUGUUGAAACCAGGAGUGCUGCUUAUUUACAAAACUCCUAAAAAUGGCCAGUGGGUGGGAACAGUGCUUCUGAACGCAUGUGAACUCAUUGAGCGGCCUUCAAAGAAGGAUGGAUUUUGUUUCAAACUUUUCCAUCCUUUGGAGCAGUCUAUCUGGGCUGUUAAGGGACCUAAAGGUGAAGCUGUUGGCUCUAUAACACAGCCAUUACCCAGCAGUUACUUGAUCAUCCGAGCAACUUCAGAAUCGGAUGGUCGGUGUUGGAUGGAUGCAUUGGAGCUGGCUUUGAAGUGCUCAAGUUUGCUCAAGCGUACAAUGAUUAGAGAAGGUAAAGAGCAUGAACUGAACUUAACAGACGGUGCACAUGUCUCUUUUUAUGGCCUGCUGCGUGCAAACAACGUGCAUAGUAGUGAAAGCUUCCCGUUAAAUGAUAGUGAAAUAGAAAGACAUCACUUUAAAGAUCCAGAUAUGUAUUCUGAUAAAUCAGAUAGGGAAAAUGAUCAUGAUCGUGAUGAGUCGGAUAAUGAUGGCUUGGGAGAAAGUGACACUGACACAUCAGAGCGACAGGAUGACUCGUACGUUGAACCUGAACCUGAUCAUGUCAAGGAAACAACAUAUUUAGAAGAAGUUCAUGAAGAACUUGGGGAGGCAGGAGAAGCUUCUCAAACAGAAACUGUAUCAGAAGAAAACAAGAGUUUGAUCUGGACACUGUUGAAACAAGUACGUCCAGGAAUGGACCUCUCCAAGGUGGUGCUACCUACGUUUAUUUUGGAAACACGUUCUUUCUUGGACAAACUCUCUGAUUACUACUAUCAUGCAGACUUCUUAUCUGAAGCCGCACUUGAAGAGAAUGCUUACAAUCGUUUGAAACAAGUUGUGAAAUGGUAUUUGUCAGGUUUCUACAAAAAGCCAAAGGGACUUAAAAAACCCUACAAUCCUAUACUUGGUGAGACCUUCCGUUGCUUGUGGGUUCAUCCAAGGACGAAUAGCAAGACUUACUAUAUUGCUGAACAGGUAUCUCAUCAUCCUCCAAUAUCUGCCUUCUAUGUAAGCAACCGAAAAGAUGGAUUUUGCCUUAGUGGUAAUAUUUUGGCCAAGUCAAAGUUUUAUGGAAAUUCAUUAUCUGCCAUUCUGGAUGGUGAAGGGCGACUGAUGUUCCUAAAUAGAGGAGAGGAAUAUGUAAUGACCAUGCCAUAUGCACAUUGUAAAGGAAUUCUGUAUGGCACAAUGACUUUAGAGCUUGGGGGAACUGUUAGCAUUGCGUGUGAGAAAACUGGAUACAGUGCUGCACUUGAAUUCAAGCUGAAGCCAUUUUUGGGCAACAAUGACAAUGUUAAUCAAAUAUUGGGGAAAAUUAAACUGGGAAAAGAAGUUCUAGCUACUCUAGAAGGCCACUGGGACAGUGAAGUUAUUAUUAGGGAUAAAAAGACAAAUGUUUUGGAGACAUUCUGGAAUCCAACACCUGAGAUCAGACAGCGCAGAUUAAGAAGACACACAGUGAGGUUUGAGGAGCAAGGUGACUUUGAGUCAGAAAAACUUUGGCAACAUGUGACUCGAGCUAUAAACAACAAAGACCAAGCAGAAGCGACUCAGGAGAAAUGUAUUCUGGAGGAAGCUCAGAGAAAGGCUGCCAAAGAAAGAAAAGCCCAGGAUGAAGAGUGGGUAUGCAAACUAUUUGAGCCAGAUCCACUCACAGGAGAAUGGAAUUACCGAUACUCAGACACAAGACCAUGGGAUCCACUGAAUGAUAUGAUACAGUUUGAAAAAGAUGGUGCUAUUCAAACAAAAGUCAGACAUCGAACACCAAUGGUUAGUGUUGCAAAAAUAAAGAGAUCUGCUAAGUCGAAGAAAGGGGAGUGCGGCUUCUCUUCACCAGAACCUGAUAAUCAGGACUCCUCUGAAAGUGAAGCACAACUCAAACACAAUACAAGAAUUCGAAAGAAGACACUAGACCUUGGUGAGCUGCAAAGUGCCAUUGAAUCUAUAAGGGAAACACAGGAAGACAUUCGGAAGGAUAUCACAGCUCUAAGAACCCGAAUGACUUCAAGCUCACAAACUUCAGAUAACAGCUUCUUUCAGUUCAAGCACUAUGUCUUCAUUUUGCUGUUGAUUCUCCUACAGCUUAUAAUCAAUUACUUGUUUAAAUAGAAUGCCUGGACAGAAGAAUAUAUGAAGUGAAAUGAUUAUCUUCUUCGUGGGACCAUAUUUUAAGCUUGGGUUGGCUUCAAAUAAGGCAAUAUUUCCUAAAACACAGUAGCCCAGAAGAUUCAGGUCUUUGCCUUUAAAGCUUGUGCUCACAUGGAGCUAUGUCUGUUGUAUUCUGUCCUAGCCAGAUAUAUGGACAAUGCUUAUGUACUAGUACCUUUCUCUUGUAUCUUUCAAAUGCCAGAUAACUGCCUUGCAUAUUCUAAAGUGUUGUAGACUACAGUGAUAAGUACAAGUACAAAAUAUAUCAGGAUGGGAAUUGAAGACAUGUUUUUCAUUAUAACGAUAUAAUGAAAAACAUGGCCAUGUUAGCAAAACAAAUGAAUUUAAUUCAAGACUUAUUCGAAGUUUAAUGGGAUCAUAAUUCAUUAGGAAAGCAACAUUUAGUGGUGUUAAUCAGGAAGAGUUCAUCAUUGCCCAAGAUUAAACUACUCCGCUGUUCAUUGCCAUUAAAAGAUAUUAAGCUAUUACUCCAUCAACAUGUCAUUAACCGCACAUUUUAAUGAUUUCAGUGGUUCUUAAUUAGCUGUUUUACUUAAUGAAAAUGGUGUUUCAUUGAUAGCAUUAUUGAGUAAGGGAUCAAUCCUAUGGCUCUUAGACAGAGCUUGGAGGUCCAUACAAUAGUUUGGAUUCCUGGAUCUGAGGUCAGAGACAGUGCUCUGACUGUGAAUCCAGGAAUCUGUGCUACCCUCCCCCUUGCAGUUGGCGUGGAGAGAACCAUACCAGCUGCCUCGGUAAGAUCACAAGGGUGACCUCAGGGACGAGGUAAAGGGAGCGUGCUAGCGGGUGAAGAGGGGAGGGGACCAGGGAAGCAGGAUAUUAUAUAUACCGAGGUCUCCCUAGCCUUCUCUCCCACUCAGAAGCGCCCCAGCUACACGAAUGAAAAAGCCCGUCUAGCCCAAAUGCAUAACGGGACGAGUGGGGAGGCAAAGAUUGCCUCUCCCACUCUGCCUAGGAUGUCCGUAAGCCUCUGAGUUCAGAAGCUUACAGGCAUUGGCAUAGGAUUGCGCCUUUAAUGAGAAAUACCGUAAUAGCUGUCCAAAGAAUCACACAGAUAGCUUUGCGUGCCCCGCAGUAUUUUUAUCCAUUUCUUCCCAAACUGCACCUCCUGUUGACAAAUUGCAAGCUACUACUUGUAUUCUAAAUAAUGUCAGAAACACUCUGUGUUGAGAUGCAGUGGAUGGGGGCAGUGGAAGAAUUACUUUGGGUGGAAAUAUAGAAGCUUUACUGGGAAACAUACAAGAUUUUCUGUAUUGUAUCCCUUGGAUGCUAAUAUCAGACAGUGGACCUUUUUUUCCAAAAAAAAAUAACAACACCUUUAUCCUCUAUAAACAUUGGGUUUAUCAGAUUAAUUUGAACCAUUUGAAUUGACAGCAACCUCAUAGUUUCAACAAUAACUUUCCAUAGCCAGUUAAACUGCCAGUCAAUGCCUGUUUAGCCCCAAAUCCUAGCACAUUGGUCUCUGCUUAUUAUAUGCUAAAAUACAGGCUUGUAACAUUGUGUGUAAGUGAAAUCUGCCAUCCUACAAAUCUGGGCUGGAUUGCUUAAGAAUUAAACUCCAAAGGACAAAUCAAUGCAUGGCAAUAUGCAGAACAGCGCGAAGCUCCAAUCUUCUGUUUUAUAUAUUUUUAUUGCAAAAAUAAACCCUCUCACUAAAACAGGCAUAUAUAGUACACUGUUGGAUUGAGAUGGUUUUAAGAACCUGUCAUUUUAUUACUUUUUUAAAUACAGCCCUAAAUAGCUUAAGCAAAGUAAGAUACCAGCACUUGAAUUAGACAUAUUUAUCCUGAUGUUUGUUUAUUUCUGAUUAAUAAUUGCAUAUCUCUAUCCUGUCUUCCAACUUUCCUUUUUAUUCUACAUUGUGGAAAGGUAAUCCUUAAAUAUACAGAGCAAUCUUUCUUCAAUUCCAUGACAAGUUAUUAUGUGGUUUCUAAAGAGCUGCAGUUCAUAAGUAGAUAUUUUACAUGGUUGUAGCAGACUGACUUAAUCUGUGUAGCCAUGAUCCAAAUACUUUACAGAUUGGCUGGGAUGCUGUCAUUUUGAUGCAUGUGAGUCAGUGAAAGAUCUCUGGUGACAGUAACACCAGCUAAUAUUUAUGCUAUGAAAAGAAGAUUCAUGUAUUUAUUUGUAAGCAUUUGGGACAACAAGCUAUUAAUACUGCAGUAUGGUCAAGACUUUUAAAUUUAAUUUAUCUUCACUGCUUUAACCCUAUCUAUUAGUGUGCAUAUAAACAAUAUUCUGUCAUUGCCUGUUUGCUCAUAUGUUUUGUUUGUGAAUUUCUUUUCUGAGGUGGAACUAGAAAAUGUAUUCAAUUGCCAACUUAGGCAUUUCUUAUUCCUUUCUCUCUCUUUUUUUUUUUUAGAAAGCAAGGUGCAUUUAAACUGUCUGUUACAAAGUUAAAUUACAGCAGUCCAGUCCUCUCUGUCAAACACAAAAAAGCACAGUCCUUAAAGCCCAAAUUCCUACUUUGUUCCUUCAUUUAAUCCUUUUGAGAUGAACAAAGGAAUUUAUUGCCCAAUUACUUUUUAUAUAAUAUGGUUGAUUAUGGGCCUAGUUUGUGAAAUGUUUCUUCAUGUAUAAAAUUUAGCCAUGUGUAUAUGACCUUAAAUUCCUUCAGAUUGACUGUUUUCUGCACAUAGAUAUAAAGAAACUGUGAUGGUACAGUUUGUAGUACUCUGAGGGCAAUGGCCUCCCUGGUAAUUUUUAGUAUUUAAAGAAGAGCACUUGAUUUCUCACUUGAUUAUGUAUGAUUUUCCUUGUAUAUAAGUAGAAAAUAUUCAGAAUUGCUUGUUAUUGCCAGAUUUAUGGCUGUUUAAAAGAAAUGCACUAUAAGCCUUUAAUAUGCCAUGUAACCAUUAACAUAACUAAAAGAAAAUGUGUGUUGUUUAAAAUAGUAAAUAGAGGCCUGGCAAUACACAGUGUUUCUUGUGACUAAAGUGUUCGGUUAGUUCUUAACUAUUAGAAAUCUCUUAAGUGUAUAACAUGCUUGCUUUUCAUGAAAAGUUCAUUCUGACAGCUAACCUCUACAAUGUAUCAAAUAAUUUUACAGUUCACUGCCCUCCUGUGCCUUUGGGAAAAUCUUCUUGCCAAUUCAAUGUUAAUGAAAUGGAACAAGAGUUAAAAUACAUUUGUUUCAUCUACCAUGAUGGUAGUCAUUUGCUUUAACAGCUCUUUCUUCUUCUUCAUGGUUUUUAUCCUAUUGUAAAUAGAAUACUUAACUGCUGAACUGAGUGAGUACUAUGUUUCUCCUGUAUCCUCAGUUUUGGGGCAUCUUUUGAGAGAAGGCCAUCAAAUACUUGAGUAUUGUAACAGUGCCUUGAUGGAGUUCACACAGAGGUGUGUAUAUAUAAAGAUGUUGUCAAGGUUGUGCCAUAUGUAUUCUUAAAAUUUGUGGAAGCUGUUAUAUUUCCAAUAUUAACUUUCAGAAUAGAUUUUUACAAAAAUAUACAAUUACAGAAAGACACAUUGGUGUGUAUUUUUCUGUCUUUCAAUAACUAGUAAUGACUGAACCCAACAAUUCUCCACAUUUUGGAGUAUGUAUUCUUACAAUGAAGCUGCAAUGCUUUGUUUGUGAUACUUUAAAAAAAAGCCAUAAUAAAAACCAUAACAUCACAGACAGACUAUUUUGGCUUCACUUUCGUUUUUAAGAUUAAAACAUUCUAAGAAAAUAAACUUUUGUGAUAUAAGCAGGAAAACGACUGAGGAUAAAAAGAUAAUUGGUAUCCAGCCCUUGAUGAAACCUAUGGAAAAUAACACUUCUAACUGCUUCCUUGUGUGAACAUUUAGUAGAUUUAAACUUUGGCUCAAAUCUGGAAAGCACUUUUUAAAUGUAUAGCCUUCUGCUAAUCUUGAACUCUUGUUCACUUUCUUCUAUUUCUGAACUUCACACAGUUCCCACUAGUAUAUUUUUUAAACUUCUCCUCUCCCCUUUUUUAUUUUAGCACAUUGCUUGGUUUUUUAUACUGUUACACUUUUUUUAGCUGAAAAUGGGCUGUUGUACUAAAGCUGUACAAGACCAGUGUUUAGUCCAAUGCAUACAAUAUAUGUAAGGAAAAGCCAGAAGUUAUGACAAAAUGUGAAUGUGAAUGCACUUAUUCAAAUGCACUUAUUCCUGUAAGGUUUUUUGUUUUGUUUCUGCAUAUCAUGUGAAAUAGCAUUAUUAUUGUUAUUAUUGCACUGUUCUUUU
Messenger RNA from Elgaria multicarinata webbii, 7203 nucleotides. It is a transcript of the gene OSBPL8, whose product is annotated as oxysterol binding protein like 8. Bases 369 to 2960 code for a protein of 863 amino acids. Gene Ontology annotation, molecular function: cholesterol binding. The record is from RefSeq and is a predicted model, not a curated record. The transcript has 23 exons. NCBI's taxonomy places the organism in Eukaryota, Metazoa, Chordata, Lepidosauria, Squamata, Anguidae. Gene Ontology annotation, cellular component: cytosol; membrane; intracellular membrane-bounded organelle.